AUGAGUGAUUGCAAGAAGAGUGGCCGGACAAGCUUUGUGAGGAAUGCAGGACAAUUAUUGCAAGGGUACCAGCGAAGCUUGUCCAGGAAGAUUUUUAGAACGAUUAUGGUGGCAACAAUGGUUCUUCUUUUUACUUUUUGGUAUAAAAAAUAUUUUUUUGUUUACAGAGUGAAGGAGGAUUUGAGAAUGGAGAAGAUAUGCUUAGAAUUUAUAAACAAAAGUGUUGACAAGUGCCUGGAGCACAGGACGCGUUAUGAGCAGAAUAAGGCGUUUGCGGCGAUCAAGACACAUCUUCCACUGGUGCCUGUCAAGAUAACACGAGCGAAUGCGGUGUUUCUGUAUACAUAUAACAAUCCACACAUUGUGAUCAAGCGAUGUAUUGCACCUGAUUCGCCUGGUUUGUCAGAAGAUGAGAUUCUGAUGAUGCUGGACAAUAAGAAUGUUGUGAAGUCGUUCAAGUCGUUCAGGGAGAAGUUUGUAAAUAGAAAGGGGGAAGAGGAGACGAUUAUCUGGUUGUUUAUGGAGUAUAUGGAUAGGAAAGUAUCUCAAGAAAUAAUCAGAGGAGAUGAGAGUAGAAUACGUGAUGUUACAGAAGGAGUGCUUCAUGGACUUAAGUACCUGCAUGGACUUGGAAUAGCACAUCUUGAUUUGAAGAUCUCGAAUGUGAUGGGAAAGGAAACAAAAGAAGGAGUGGUAUACAAAAUUAUUGAUCUUGGAUUUGCAAGGCGAUUUAAGCAAGAAGAUAGGAAUGCAGAGAUUCAGAUACCUUCGAAGAGCUUUGGAACGUAUCCAUAUAAGCCACCAGAGAUUUCACAAUUGAAUGUGCAUGGGAUUAAGGGAGAUAUCUGGAGUCUUGGAGCAAUUGUAUGGUUUUUGUCACUGAAGCAGACACCGUUCUACUUUGAUGAUGGAAAGAAGGAUAUAGAUAAAUGGAAGAUGUUUAUACGCGGAAAGCUGCCGCUGUUUUUCAAGCAAAGCUCAUCGUUUGCACUGAAAGACUUUGUAAGGAAGUGCAUGUCGUUUGAUAGGUUUUCAAGACCAAGUGCAGCGGAGCUUCUUGAGCAUCCAUUUAUACUUGGUCAGCCGAUGACUGUGCAAGAUGAGGAUGAUGUGAAUCUCAGUGAUGAGUUUUUGUCGAGUUCAGGAUACGACAGCAUGGAGUAG
Molecule: messenger RNA, 1164 nt
Organism: Ordospora colligata OC4
Lineage: Eukaryota; Fungi; Microsporidia; Ordosporidae
Product: protein kinase
Exons: 1
Coding region: 1-1164 (387 amino acids)
Biological process (GO): protein phosphorylation
Cellular component (GO): cytoplasm
Molecular function (GO): protein serine/threonine kinase activity; ATP binding
Source: RefSeq, a predicted model, not a curated record